AUGAACCCACCGCAGGUCAAAGCCACCAUCAUCAGCGAACAACAGGCCAAGGCCCUGCUCAAGAACGAAAACACCAGAAAUGACAGCAGUGGUGAGAUCUUGAAUAACAACUGUGUGAUGGAGUACCACCAGACCACAGGCACUCUCAGUGCACACUUUAGAAACAUGUCUCUGAAGCGGAUCAGGCGUUCAGACCGUCGAGGGGCGGAGUCUGUUACAGAGGAGAAGUUUACCAUUUUUGACAGCAGUGGUGAGAUCUUGAAUAACAACUGUGUGAUGGAGUACCACCAGACCACAGGCACUCUCAGUGCACACUUUAGAAACAUGUCUCUGAAGCGGAUCAGGCGUUCAGACCGUCGAGGGGCGGAGUCUGUUACAGAGGAGAAGUUUACCAUUUUGUUUGAAUCACAGUUCAGUGUUGGGGGAAAUGAGCUGGUAUUUCAGGUUAAGACUCUCUCUUUGCCUGUGGUGGUAAUUGUCCAUGGAAGUCAAGACAACAAUGCCACGGCUACCGUUCUGUGGGAUAAUGCAUUUGCUGAACCGGGACGGGUGCCUUUUAUUGUGCCCGACAAGGUGUUGUGGCCGCAGUUGUGUGAGGCUCUGAAUAUGAAGUACAAGGCCGAGGUGCAAUCAAAUCGAGGUCUGUCUGAGGAGAAUCUCGUCUUUCUUGCUCAGAAAGCCUUCAGCAGCUCCAGCGUCAACCCGGAGGACUACCGCAACAUGACCAUGACCUGGUCGCAGUUUAACAGGGAGAGUUUACCAGGCAGGAACUUCACUUUUUGGCAGUGGUUUGAUGGUGUGAUGGAGCUUACUAAAAAACACCUGAAGCCUCACUGGAAUGAUGGGGCGAUUCUUGGCUUUGUGAAUAAACAGCAAGCUCAGGACAUGCUGAUGUCCAAACCCAACGGAACCUUCCUGUUGCGCUUCAGUGACUCGGAAAUUGGCGGCAUCACUAUAGCCUGGGUAGCAGAGAACCCUAACAAAGCAGGAGAAAGGAUGGUGUGGAACCUCAUGCCAUACACAACCAAAGACUUCUCUAUCCGCUCCUUGGCAGAUCGCAUCAGCGACCUGAAUCAUCUCCUGUUCCUCUAUCCUGACCGGCCCAAAGACGAGGUCUUCUCCAAAUACUACACCCCUCCGCUGUCUAAAGCUGUGGACGGAUACGUCAAACCACAGAUCAAACAAGUAGUGCCAGAGUUUACGACACCUAACCCAGACCCUGCAGCAAACCCCACCUACAUGGACCAUGCGGCAUCUCCAGCUGUCAAUCAACCACAUGCUUAUGGACUCUAUCCUCCCAUUGGAGACCCUAUGUUGGACGCUGAUGGCGAUUUCGAUCUGGACGACACCAUGGAUGUAGCGAGGCAUGUAGAGGAACUGCUCCGUCGACCAAUGGAGGGCCAGUGGAGCGGCCAGCAGUCAUGACCUCUUGACCUAUGACUUCUCUCCCUAAACAAUGUUUUU
Molecule: messenger RNA, 1464 nt
Organism: Sinocyclocheilus rhinocerous
Lineage: Eukaryota; Metazoa; Chordata; Actinopteri; Cypriniformes; Cyprinidae
Product: signal transducer and activator of transcription 5B-like
Exons: 13
Coding region: 1-1425 (474 amino acids)
Biological process (GO): signal transduction; regulation of DNA-templated transcription
Molecular function (GO): DNA binding; DNA-binding transcription factor activity
Source: RefSeq, a predicted model, not a curated record